Molecule: messenger RNA, 3459 nt
Organism: Paramisgurnus dabryanus
Lineage: Eukaryota; Metazoa; Chordata; Actinopteri; Cypriniformes; Cobitidae
Gene: camk1a
Product: calcium/calmodulin-dependent protein kinase Ia
Biological process (GO): protein phosphorylation
Molecular function (GO): protein kinase activity; ATP binding
Source: RefSeq, a predicted model, not a curated record
GCUAAAACAGGAAGUUAGGGCAGGGCAUAUUAAAUGCGUCCUCCUAGCCAGUAGCAUUUAGUCAGUGUUGCCAAGUCUGCAGUUUUCCUGCGGAAUUAGGCUAAUUUUUAGUUUUAGUUUUUAACUGUGCGGGUGGAAGGAUAUUGUCAAUCUGCUGUCCAUCUUAAAGGGACACUCCACUUUAUUUGAAAAUAUACUCAUUUUCUAGCUCCCCAUUUGAUUCUUACCGUUUUGGAAGCCAUUCAGCUGAUCUAAUCCCCCUUCAAUGGGACUAUUUUCCGGCAGUGCCUAAUAUCACUACGCCUGCUGCAGCCAUGGUACGGCAGCAAAGUCCUUCAGUAUUACGUCAAAAUGGGAGUAUAGUUCCUAGCCAUAUCUGCCUAGAAAAUUGCUAAUUUAAAUUUUUUGUUGGUCUCAGUAAACGUUGUACCUACAGAAGAGUCAAGUUUUAAAUAAGAAAAAUAUCGAAACUCCUUGGUAAUUUUUUAGCGCAAUGCUAAUGGUCUAAUCAGAUUCAGUGGAUUAUGCUAAGCAAUGCUAAAAGUGGUACCGCCAGACCCAGAGAUCGAAUGUUUUACUAUAGGAGAGCUGGAAAAUUAGCCUAUUUUAAAAAAAAAAAGUGGAGUGUCCCUUUAAAGCAUGAUAAUCUUUUUUUAUGAAAUCAGAAUGUUUGCAUAAAGUGAUUUGUCAGAAGAAAUUGUUCGUAAUGAAUAAAAGUAACCAGUGGGUUUUAGGCAUUUAUUUUGACUCUUGGUCUAAGGUAAGUGGGAUAUUUUUCGGCUCGGUUUGAUUGACUGUUGCACUUCUUUGUUUAGCAGGUUUUGCAACCCUGUGUUUAGUUUAUCUCACACACAGCCUGAAUCUGAUACAGAUGAGUUCGAAGUGCCGAAUGACGUCACAAACACCUUUGAUACAUAUUGGAAAGACGCCUUCUCCAGUCCAGACGCUACUUGACGUCAGGCUCGAUCCCGCAACUAUUCCAUCGCGGGAAAAUUGCGGAUAGAUAAAGCAGCAGAAGGGGAAACGGGAGCAGACGAUCAGAUCCUCAGAGGUACGAACCAACUAUAAAAUGCCUUUAGGAGAGGAUAAAAAUGGAUGGAAAAAGAAGACGACUGAUAUCAAGGAGAAUUAUGAUUUCAAAGAGGUGUUGGGAACAGGGGCAUUCUCUGAAGUGUUCCUGGCCGAGGAGAAGAAGACCCAGCGACUCGUAGCCGUUAAAUGCAUCCCUAAGAAAGCUUUGGAGGGAAAGGAGAACAGCAUUGAGAAUGAAAUAGCUGUGCUACACAGAAUAAAACACGAGAAUAUUGUUUCACUAGAAGAUAUCUUCGAGAGUCAGUCACAUUUGUAUUUGGUCAUGCAGCUGGUAUCAGGAGGAGAGCUGUUUGACCGGAUUGUUGAAAAGGGCUUUUACACAGAGAGAGAUGCCAGCAAACUUAUUCGUCAGAUUUUAGAUGCAGUGAAGUAUCUCCACGAUAUGGGCAUUGUGCACAGAGACCUGAAGCCAGAGAAUCUGUUGUACUACAGUAUGGAGGAAGACUCCAAUAUCAUGAUCAGUGACUUUGGCCUGUCUAAGAUCGAGGAUUCAGGAAGCGUGAUGUCAACCGCCUGUGGAACGCCAGGAUACGUGGCUCCUGAGGUCUUGGCUCAAAAACCAUACAGUAAAGCUGUAGACUGUUGGUCCAUAGGAGUGAUUUCUUAUAUUCUAUUAUGCGGAUAUCCUCCAUUUUACGACGAAAACGAUGCCAAGCUGUUUGAACAGAUACUAAAAGCAGAAUAUGAAUUUGACUCGCCGUACUGGGACGACAUCUCUGACUCAGCCAAGGAUUUCAUCGGCCACUUGAUGGAAAAAGAUCACUCGUUGAGAUACACAUGUGAACAGGCCUUACAGCACCCCUGGAUUUCUGGAGAUACCGCUCUGGACAAAAACAUUCAUGAGUCUGUCAGUGCUCAGAUCAAGAAAAACUUUGCCAAAAGUAAAUGGAAGCAAGCAUUUAAUGCCACAGCGGUGGUCAGACACAUGAGAAGACUACAGCUGAGCACCAAUCUAGAGGGGCCGAGCCAAAUGAAUACCACAAGCCCGUAUCACAGACACCUGCUACUCCCCGCAAAAGAGCUCGACCAGGAGGAAGACGAGGAAGAGGAUGAAGAGAGCGGUUCUCCCACUGUGGAUGGACGUCGGGGUAGUGCCGAUCGGGAGAGUCUCAGAAGCUGCGCUUACUGCUGUCGACCGACCAGCAGGAUCUAAAGUCUGCAGAACCUAAAAGAACCCACAAACGCACUUCUAAUGCACCAGUCUGACCCCGAACACAGAUGUUUCCUGUACUAUGCACUAGACAAAGCUAGUGUUGAUGGUUCGAACAAUCAGACUAAUUGAUGUAAUUUCUCUUUUUUUAACCAUUAUUUGUCGUGUCCAGUUAAUAUUUAUGUAGCCCAACCAAAGAGAUUUAAAAUUGUGUUUACAUUGUGUUUAUUUUUUUUUAAAGGUUAAAGAAAGGCGUAACACUUUCAGGGCUGAUUUACGUAGCAAAUUUAGACUCACUUUUGUAAAGAAUUGCUCAGGCAUGUACGAUGAAAGUCACAUGGUUUGGUUAAGACUUUGUUUUUGAUCUCGCCUUAACUCCAUAUGUUCUUUGUUUUGGUCUUGGAUGUACUUUAGUUGUAUGAGUUUCAGAUUUUGUGCUCUGGUUUAGACUGGUUCUUUAGUGCAUAGAUAGUUGUGAGUUGAGCACUGGACAUGUGCGUAACGGAGCUAGAGCAAAGUUAGUUCAAUUGGAGAUCACAUGAACCUGGGAGUAAACUUUUUUAAGUGAUGUGACUUGAGCCAUAGCCGUAAUGUGGAUAAGUGAUGUAUUUUUACACAAUCACAAACCUGGACGAUCACAGUCUCCAAAAUAUAUUUCAUUUGAGCAUUGUAUUAGAUUGUGUGGGCCAAAAGCAAGAAUGGUGGUUUAUGUGGCUUAAUGGUUAGAUUGCAUUAGCAAAGCAAAGGUCAUGGGUUCAAUCCCAAGAAACACAUAGGCCUACCUAUAAAGGAAAUGGCAUUGUAGGUGUGUCCCUGUUGCAAAGGUUGUUCUUUAAGGUGUUUGCAUUUGGUUUUACCAAUAACCCAUGGGUUGUUAAUGCAAUGCUCUACCAACUGAGCUACAGAACCACUAAGUGCACAAGAUAGGCAUCCACAUAAAACACACCUUGUUUGGAUGAAAAAAACUUAGGCAACAUCUCACUAAAGGUAACUCGGCAGGUUUUGGAAGAGAUCUAUCGUUGUCUUAAUGGUGCAAUGUGGGACUUUAAAGGGAUAGUUCGGCCAAAAAUGAUAUUAAACCCAUGAUUUACUCACCCCCAAGCUGUCCGAGUUGCAAAUGUCCAUCGUUUUUCAGACAAACACUUUUUUGGGUAUUUUAGAAAAUGUUUUAGAUCUUUCAGUUGAUUAAAUGUAAUGUUACGGGGUCCACAACCUGC